Molecule: messenger RNA, 372 nt
Organism: Lodderomyces pseudojiufengensis
Lineage: Eukaryota; Fungi; Ascomycota; Pichiomycetes; Serinales; Debaryomycetaceae
Exons: 1
Coding region: 1-372 (123 amino acids)
Source: RefSeq, a predicted model, not a curated record
AUGAAAUUUCUUCAUCUUAUUGUUGGUUCAUCUGCUUUAGUCGGAAGUGUUUUACUGGGCAAUCCUUGUCCAAAUUGUUAUGUAUUUUGUUCUUGUGCAGACAAUGGUAGUUCAACACUGACCCUGGGAGAUCUUUGUAUUAAAAGUGUGUUACCUUCAAGUUUACAAAAACCAUAUGUGCUUUAUAAUGAGGAUUUGGAAGGAGAUGUUCAUUUUUAUGAUACUUUACCAAAAAAUUUAGUUCUCAAUACAAAUCAAGUUUUAGUUCAUUCCAUAAACAAUGAUGGUAUUUACACAGUGCUUGUUUCAAAAGGUCCGGAUGUUAGCUCAAACUUACCACUUUCAAUAAAAAAUGAAACUCCAUGUAAAUAG